Hydractinia symbiolongicarpus is the source of this 4090-nucleotide messenger RNA. RefSeq lists its product as uncharacterized. NCBI's taxonomy places the organism in Eukaryota, Metazoa, Cnidaria, Hydrozoa, Anthoathecata, Hydractiniidae. The record is from RefSeq and is a predicted model, not a curated record. The coding region runs from base 1174 to 1734 and encodes 186 amino acids. The transcript has 4 exons.
CACUUGUUGUACUCUGUGCUGACACAUUGGGAAUGGAAAACAGAAAGUGAACGACGCACUUGGAAUCAUUUAAAAUCAUUAUUGAUGUUUUUAUCCUGUGAGAAACUAGUUGACGAAAUAGAAGGUGUUCCAGGAAACAUAAUGAGGUGCGUAUAAUAUAAAUCUUACAAAAUUUAGAUACAGGGUGAUGCAUUAGAAAACGUCUCAAAGAAAAAAAUAUGUAAUGCCUUAAUGGAAUAUAUAUAUUUUUAGAUUUCGCGAGAUUUUAAUAGCGCAAGAAUCUACUUUUGCGAAUAGCCAAUUUCUAUUACAUAAUUUGGUAUGUUGAAUGUUCUAUAUUAUGACCGUUAUGACAUUAAUUACGUGCCUACAAUUUACGGAACCAUUCCCUUUCCUGAUAUGAAGUUGUUUUGUAAGUUUUACGAUCUAAGGAUAAUUCUAACAAAAGUUAUUAUUUUUUUCUGAGUAUACGGAUUCCAUAGACAUUUUUAGGGGUGGCUUGGAGCGAUAGCUAAUAUCUUGACCUCUAAGAGAUAUGGUACCUAAAUAUUUGGAACGCAGGCUAAUAGUUAAAUAUGAAAACUUAGUAAGUAUCAUAACGAUGCAGCAAAAAUGAGUUUCUGAAGAUUGCGCAAUGUUAGCGCAAGAAACUUUUGUUAAAGAACAGAAGUGUAAAAAAUUGGUCAAUUUAAGCGGACACACAAUAACUAUUAUUCCCAAAUUUUACGACAAUUAUUGCUGGUGACAGAAUUGAUAAAAAUUUCGCGAGAACAUAUUGCGAAUGGCGACAUUGGCAAAUUAAGACAUUUCGCGAAAAGCACGACAAUAUGCGAAAUCGUGAAAUUUAAUUCUUGCGAAAAUAUAUUCCAUAAGGUAAGUGGAUUGUUUUAAACGAUUGUACUCGCAUGUAAUUAUGGACAGUUUAUGUUUUAAGAAAGUAUUUAGAAAUACAUUCUUUUUAGUAAAAAAAAGAGCUUUGAAAUCUUCCUUAAGUAGGAUUUAGACUUUCUUUUUUACCUUCUAUUUAGCUUUCGUACACACAAGGACUGUAAUAAAAACACCAUUAUCAUACUGUGCUUGCCCGUACCAAAUAUUACUAUUUAGGGCUAUUCUGAAAACGAAGUUAAAAAAUUAAAAGACAGUGAAUAAAAAGUAGAAACACGUAAUGACAAAAUGCGGAUUCUUGUAUAUAAAAACGACAACUAUUCCCCGGACAAGUUGGAAAUAUCAUCACUUGAUGCUCCUACGGUUAAGAUAUUCGUACCAGUUAAAGAUAUACCCCAUCUACAUAAAACAAAGAAUAUUAAAGUUGUGACACAUGGUUAUACAGAUAUUUUGACAUUUAUCGAAGAUAUUCAAAAUGUUGAGGAAUUAAGUGCUUUAGUAGAAUAUAUUUCCCACGGAGGCGAUCACAGAACGACUUGUACGCGAGCGGAAUGGUACAAGUUAUGUCUGGAAUAUCUUUUUCCGUAUUUUUCUUUAAAUGAUGAAAACAUUAGAGAAUCUAUACAAUUUCCACCGUACAAAAAGGGAAACAAGAUAUCUGAAUUGGCUUACCUACUUAAAAACGCUUUAAUGGUAACAAAGAAUGUUGGCGUCAUUACAAGCUAUAAUACUGAAGAACAUUUAACUUUUUUGAAAUAUCCCAGUAAAAACAAUCUUGUAAACUAUCAAAAAAGGAUACUAAUAAUUUUUCCCAACCCCAUAGGGUAUUUUAACAUCAGAUAUACAUAAUUCACCAACUUAUAUGACUUGGAAGACGAAAUUAAAGCCGGUGAAAAUGAUAUCAAAUCAUUGCUUGCCCUCAACAAAAGUUUUGUAGAGAAUCAUGAUACGGUGUUCCUUAACAUUAUUGCAGCACCAAACCUGGACCAUUGCCAAAAAUCAUUAAUUUGCGAAGAAUGUAAUAUCCUAUGCAAAAAUGACUUACACGGUGUCAACAACUUACAAGAUUGGUUAACCAAUCUUUUUGAAACACAUUGUCAUGACAUCGGGAAUAAAGAGGAAAACAAUUCAACUUUCAUGAAGAUAUUGAGCAAUAUAUUUGGUUUUCUUGCAACAAGAAAGACGAUUAGAAGCCCUGUUCCUGCAAUAGAUGCUCAACCAGCUGAACAGAUUCAAUCAUUGAUGCUUAAUACUAAACAGCUGAAGAUAUUAUAUAGCGACGAAAAGAAGAAAAUCAUAAUUGGUAAUUUUGGAUCUGGAAAAUCUUUAUUAGUAAUUUAUCAGAUUAAAGAUCUUAUUGAGUUUGCUGAAAAAGAAACUGUAGUAUAUUACAUUUGCUGGAACGCUAGUAACAUGCUCGUAAACGAUGUUAGAAAGUUUGUUCACAAUAUUCCAAGGAAUCAUUUGGUAAAGGUUCACAUUUUCAGCAUUGAUGAUAUGUGCGAGCAUUUAAAUGUUGAAAGUGUACCUUCGUUAUCACAUCUUAUUGUGGAGUUAUUAUAAAAGUAUCCAGAAACAAUACUUCAUCUACACGUUGAUGAAUUUGAUGGCGAACAGCUAAAUUUAGAAGCUGCAACAAAACUUAGAUAGAACCUGCAAAGAAAAGAGUUAGAAGACUCAUAUAUUCACUGAGUAGAAACCGAACAUACGUUUCAAAAGGAAAGAAACAGCCCCACGGCAAUUACCGAUACGAGGAAACCAGCAUGAAAAUAUUUCAGCCUGAUAAAUGCAUGAGAACAACAGAAAAUAUUUUUAAAUUAACAAAAGCUAUCGAGAAAAAAAUAUGCAAGGAAAACACCAUUAUAUACCAACCAAAAAACAACUAAAAUCUAAAUUAAAUCAAUUGACAGAGUCAAAUGGUGAUACUUCUGCAGAAGGAGUGCAACACCUUAACAACCCUAGGACAUUAACGACAAAUGUAACUGAAAAAGAAGGCACAACAACUCCACAAGAAUCAAGCUCUAUAAACACGAAUGAGCAUCCAGAACACAAGGCCUUUCCAUCGAGAAUAAAUUCCAAUAUUUCAAAGAAAUCAUUUGUAGAAAGACCACUUGAUUUUAGAACUCAUUGCAGCAAAUGCAGCUCGAGUUGUAGUACAUAAGUCCAACUGAUAGCAAUCUUAAGCAUUUAGCGCUUGAAUGCAUGACGCGACGUCAGGAUGAAUUAUUAAUUAUUGGAAUAAAGGAGUCCUUCAAAUCUAAAAAAAAAUGUUUUUUAAGAGUUAAUUUGAAGCAAUUAAGAAGCAAAUAUACGAUGGGAAAAAUACUAGAAAAAUUGAAAAAUAGUGGUUUGAUUGAAUGUAAUCAUUGAAGUGGUAUUUCUCUUGGUGAUGAAGACAAGUGCAUUGGCGAUAAAAAAUUCCAGAUUAAUGUCUCAUCUAAACAUAUAAGGAAUACCUGUCUGUUUAAAAGAAAACGAAGUUACUUUUGAAGGCUCGUCCCGUAAUAUAACAUAGAUGCAACUGCGCUUAAACAGCUUCAUAUUACAGAUCCAGUGAAGAAUUUGAAAUGUUCAUACAGGAACGAAAGUGAGUGUUUACUAGAUUGGACAGCUGAAGGUUUCACAUACAUUGUUCGUGCGACAAAGAUUGGCAACAAUAGUGGCUGCUAUGAAGUAUCAAACUGCACAAUAAAGAAUUUAAAACAAUUUUCCAGUUAUAUCUUUUCUGUUACUGCCCUCGGCAAUAUGGACAAGUCAGAUAACAAAGAAAUCCUUUAUUUUCAGUAAGAAAUUGCUUUUACAAAUUUUGACAUAUACCAAGCUAUACUAAAGUUCAAACAGUUUAACAUAUUUUAAUUAUGUGCUUUCUAAUGUUUCAUUGAAAUGACAGUUACUGCGCCUAUUUAUAGCUUAUCAUUAUUUUCCAUAAUUUUCGUUUUAUGAUUUAGUCACAAAAGGAAUAUGCUAGAUAUCUUUGCUGGUAAGUGGCUAUUAUUACUUUGUUUUCAAUAAACGUCUUGAGUGUAUUUCUAAUCUUUUAACUCUCUGUUGUUGAAAAAGCGUUCCUUAGAUUUAUUUUGUACAAGGGCAUAAAUCAACAUAUAAUUUUUUUUUUUUUGAAAUAUGUGAUGUCAGUUACAUAAUCCAACAUGCCAGUCAUUUAAACUUCCGUUCCUAUGACUUACAUCUUUUUAACAAUUUUCAA